Molecule: messenger RNA, 1044 nt
Organism: Gossypium raimondii (Peruvian cotton)
Lineage: Eukaryota; Viridiplantae; Streptophyta; Magnoliopsida; Malvales; Malvaceae
Product: short chain aldehyde dehydrogenase 1
Exons: 2
Coding region: 103-912 (269 amino acids)
Molecular function (GO): oxidoreductase activity, acting on the CH-OH group of donors, NAD or NADP as acceptor
Source: RefSeq, a predicted model, not a curated record
UUAUUUUCUUCUAUAAAUACCCUAAUCAUCAAAUUGUCCAAAAACAUAAUACAAAGGCAAUUGCUGCAACUAAAUUCUAGGGGUUUUUUCUUCAGUGCAAAGAUGGGUUCUGUAAAAAGGCUAGAAGGUAAAGUGGCCUUGAUAACAGGGGGAGCCAGUGGAAUUGGCGAGAGCACGGCGAGGCUUUUCGUUCAACAUGGAGCCAAAGUUGUCAUUGCGGACAUUCACGAUGAUCUCGGAAGCUCAAUCUGCGAACAACUUGGCGGCCAUGGAAUAAUUUCUUAUGUUCAUUGUGAUGUUACUUGUGAUUCAGAUGUUCGAAAUGCAGUGCAUUUAGCUGUUUCAAAGUACGGGAAGCUCGACAUCAUGCUUAAUAAUGCUGGAGUAGGCAAUUUGGCGACCGAUAUAGUGGAUACAAGCAAUGAAGAUUUCAAGAAAGUUAUGGAUACCAAUGUAUUUGGCGGAUUUUUGGGUGCCAAACAUGCCUCUAGGGUUAUGAUCCCGGCCAAGAAUGGAUGCAUUCUUUUCACCGCCAGUUCGUUGUCGGUGUGGGCUGGUUUUGCCGGGCAUUCGUACGUGGCGUCGAAGCAUGCGGUGGUGGGAUUGGCCAAGAGUUUGUGUGUUGAGUUGGGACAAUAUGGGAUUAGGGUCAACUGCAUUUCACCGCAUAUGGUGGCGACGCCAAUGUUAACGAAAGCCAUGGGGGUGGAGAAAGAAGCAGUGGAAAGCUUGGCUUCUAAAGCAGCGAACUUGAAAGGGAAGGUUUUGACGGUGGAAGAUGUGGCGGCGGCGGCGUUGUAUUUAGCUAGCGACGAGUCACAAUAUUUGAGCGGCGUUAAUUUAGUGGUUGAUGGAGGGUAUAGCGUUACUAAUACUUCGUUGUCAAUGACAAUCGAAAGCCUUACGUCUUAACACCCUCAGAUAUUCCCGUCAUGUUUAUAUUAUGCAUUCCUGUCGCAUGAAUUCUAUGCUUCGAUCCAGGAGACUCCCAACGCUCAACAUGUGAUUACUUACAUUCCAAUUAAAAAAACACUCAUUUCAUCA